AUGAAUAUAGUUUCUUUCAAUGUUAGAGGAUGUUGUAGUUCUUUGAAGAGGAGGAGAAUUUCUCAAAUUCUGCAGAGAGGUAGUGCUAACAUCUGCCGUAUUCAGGAAACCAAGAUAAUUAAGAUGGAGGCUGGUAUUGCUUAUAGCCUGUGGAGGAAUAAUGAUAUGGACUGGACAACUCAGAACUCGUCUGGUAGAUCUGGUGGUAUCAUUACCAUGUGGAAUACUACUAAAAUCACAGCUUGCUCAAGUUUUUGUGGUAAAGGUUUCUUAGGAUUGCACAUUGUUUGGAAUAAUCAAAGUUUGAUUGUGAUCAAUGUUUAUGCCCCAUGUGGAUAA
Messenger RNA from Lathyrus sativus (Indian pea), 339 nucleotides. The record is from the annotation of a GenBank genome assembly. Lineage: Eukaryota; Viridiplantae; Streptophyta; Magnoliopsida; Fabales; Fabaceae.